Molecule: messenger RNA, 4722 nt
Organism: Sporisorium graminicola
Lineage: Eukaryota; Fungi; Basidiomycota; Ustilaginomycetes; Ustilaginales; Ustilaginaceae
Exons: 1
Coding region: 1-4722 (1573 amino acids)
Biological process (GO): nucleotide-excision repair
Cellular component (GO): nucleus
Molecular function (GO): DNA endonuclease activity; single-stranded DNA binding
Source: RefSeq, a predicted model, not a curated record
AUGGGUGUCCAAGGACUCUGGCAGCUCCUUCAGCCCGUCGCUCGUCCCAUCAAGAUCGAGACGCUCGAAGGCAAGCGUCUAGCCAUCGACUCCUCGUUAUGGCUCUAUCACUUUCAGAUGGCCAUGCGCGACAAGGAGGGCCGCACGCUCUCCAAUGCCCACAUCCUCGGUUUCCUCUGGCGCAUCCUUAAGCUGCUUUUCCACGGUGUUCGUCCCGUCUUUGUCUUCGAUGGCGGUGCGCCCGUCAUGAAGCGCAAGACGCUGUCCGGAAGAAAAGCUCGAAAGCAAGGCGCAAAGGAAUCCCACGCUCGUACCGCAGAAAAGCUGCUGGCCGCACAGCUGAGGCAAGCCGCCAUCAAACACAUCGCCGACGGCGGCCAGGCGCAACCUUCUUCUUCGACAGCGGGACAGGCUUUGUCCUCAGAGGAUGCAGUCGGUCUGGGCGAAAACACGGUCUACUUUGACGAUCUUCAAGCUGGCAGGCCAAGAGCAAUUGCCUCUCGUGAAUUGCAGUCAACCGAACCCACCAGCUUGGCCGCACCGAGUCGAGAGAAUAGCAGCUCGCCUUCCAAAUCAGGCGCUCGUAAAAUUGACUGGCACAAAGAUCCGUACGCUUUGCCCGCCAUGGAAAAGGACCUCCAUCAAGUUGCCGCGGCCAACGGUCGAAAAGGAAGGCGAAAGGAUUAUCGCUUUGCCACAGAGGACGAGCUACGUGCCGUCAUGAACACCAUCGCUCCCGAAGACCUCGACACCACUUCCGACCUCUUCCGCAGCUUACCCGCCGAGCUUCAGUACGAGCUGGUCGGCGAUUUGCGUGCCCAGUCGCGCAUGACCUCCUACAAACGUCUCCAGUCCAUGCUCGCAACCGCCCCGACUCCUAUCGACUUCUCACGCGCUCAGAUCGCCGGUCUCAAGACGCGCAACGACUUGACCCAAAAGGUGCUCACCGUCACGGACGAGAUUGGCAAGGCCAAUAUCAAAGUCCCGAUUCGCGUAGCAGGAGAGCGCAACAAGGAAUAUGUGCUCGUGCGCAAUCCAGGUGCAGAAGGUGGUUUCGUGCUUGGUGUACGCGAUGCCGGCACCACACAAGACAAGGCCAUUGACGUGGAUCACGAGCCUGAAGAGAUCAACAUCACCGACGACGAGGCGCAACGCACCGACUCGGAUCCUGAAAUGGAGAUGGACGACGUCGAUAUUCCGGUUCAAGCCUCUCCUGCGCGCUCCGUCGAUCCGGAGCUGGAUCAACUACAGAGCGAAGCCGACCCGUACACGCGCAAGGAGAAGGCGCUCGAGCUGCUCCAGGCGCGAGCCAAGUUCCACGCCAAGCAGAAACGUAGGGAGGCGGGGAUCGAGGACGACGACGAUGACCUCGAACGUGCGCGUCAACCUCGACCGAAACGCGGACAACGCCCGCUCUUUAUCCGCAACCAGCUUGCGUCGGUCGCCGGAUCCAGCAACUCUCCCCAGCCCACGUCGGAAUGGAUCGAUGUCGAUGCAGAUUCGGACGAUCAAGACGGUGACUUUCAGGUAGCGCAGAGUUUCGACGACGAGCUCGAUGAGGACGAGGCCGAGGAUUUCGCUCGCGCUAUUGCCGAAUCUCAGGCUUCUGGCUCGCAUCAGCAUCCAACAGAACAACCGGCGCCUUCACGCGGUCUCACGCUGGCUCAUCGCAGUGGUGAGCCGAUCUCGCUGCGCGACGCCAUGUUGAGCAGGCAGCAACCGACGCAGUCGCCGUCCGGACGUGAUGCAGCGCCUGUUCCUUUUCUCGCACCCAAGGCUCAAGAUCAAGACUAUUUUGACAUGAACGAUGACGACUUCGAAGAUGUUAGCCCCGAGGCCCCGUCCACGUUGCGUGAGGUUCAACCGUUCCUGGACACAGCUCCAGACGCGGACACGGUCAGCGAGCAUCGCGGUUCUGCCGACAAGCCUGAUCGUAUGCAGGAGCUGGCGUCGCUUGUUGGUCGCGGCAAGAGAUCAAACGGUGAUGCUGCGAAACUACCACCUCGUAAAAGCCUCGCUGGUAGUCUUCGAGCUGCGCGCCGCUCCACAUCCACCACCAUGAACGAACAGCCAGAGCCGAUACCAUCGCCCGAAGUAACCUCCAAAAAGAGCGGAGAGGCAGCUGCCAGUACCAAGGUAGUAGAGACCGAAACACCUCCUCGGCUCUCUGCUGAAAACGCUAGUCGGAUGGGUCCACCGCUUAGAUCAGCUUCUCAGCAGCGACUCGAGAUUGCCGCUAUGCGACCCAACUCGCCUAUCCUGACAGCACCAGCACCAGCAGUCGUCGAACCGCCACCGCUGCAAGACAAACUAACCCUCACACCCGAGGAAGUGAACCAUCAGCUUGAUGCUGGGAUCGAUGCCCUCGUAGCAGAGGACGAUGACGACGACUUUAAAGUGAUCGAACCUUCCCCGCCAAAAAUCGAGAGCGGGGGAAAGCCCCAGCUGCCAGCCGCCCCGGUCGAAACAGUAAUGGAAGCCACGUCGCUGCCACCACAGCCGCUAGAUGAGGAUCUUGCAGUCAGCAGCGAGGUGACGAAAGUAGUGGAUGAGGCGGAGGUUACCGCUUUUGAACCACAAGAGCUGGGAGAGCCUGGUGUGCCCGUGACUCUAGCGGUCCCAGAGGAAAUCCUAGACGGCGCACAAGGACCAGGUGUGACCGAGAAUGGCGCAGGACAUGACGCCGUAGCGAUGGACAAUGUGCCCUCGGCUGCGGCAGAGCACAUUUCAGAGCCUGUCUCAAUCGAACCCGCAACUCCUGACAGCAUUGGCGAAGCCUCCAGCAGACAGCAGACGCCAAUGGAUUGGUCGCCCACUCCCUCACCCGAGCCAGAAGAUGUCGUCAUCGGUGCAGACGGGUUCCCUCUUCCCACCGCUGAGGAGCUGGAUGCUAUGGACGCUGAAGACGAAGACGAGAUCGCUCGACUCAAUGCAGACCAGAACGAGUUUGUUGCCUUUCUCAGCGCUACCAAAGGACGCAGCCUGCUCGACGUGCAAAAGGAAGUCGAGAGCGAAGUAAAUGCUUUACGUGCCGAAUUCGCCAACAGCCGCCGAUCCGAGGAAGACAUCACCAAACAGAUGGCGCAAGAGAUCCAGAUGAUGCUGCGUCUCUUCGGACUGCCUUACAUCACGGCCCCCAUGGAAGCCGAAGCACAGUGCGCCGAGCUCGUCUCUCGCCGGCUGGUGGACGGCAUCAUCACGGACGAUAGCGACGUGUUCCUCUUUGGCGGGACGCGCAUCUACAAGAACAUGUUCAACAACAACAAGAUCGUCGAGUGCUUCUUGCUUUCCGAUAUGCAGCGCGAGCUGGGUCUCGAUCGCGAAAAGCUCGUCCGGCUCGCUUACUACCUCGGGAGCGAUUACACGGAAGGCUUGGCGGGCGUGGGACCCGUGGUGGCCAUGGAGCUACUUGCGCUGUUCCCAGGCGAAGACGGUCUGCUCAAGUUCAAGGACUGGUGGAUGCGCGUGCAGAUGGGCCAGGACACGGAAGAGCAUACGCGCGGCAAGACGAUGAGGCGCAUCAAGAAGAACCUGCGCAACAAGGUGCAUCUCGAGCCGUCUUGGCCGGAACCCGCCGUGUUGGAUGCGUACUAUGCGCCCACGGUGGACGAGAGCGAUGAGCCCUUUGCGUGGGGGUUGCCGGACUUGGACAGCCUGCGUACGUUCUUGGGCGAGUACCUGCACUGGCCCGUGAGCAAGACAGACCAGUACCUGCUGCCGAUCAUCGAGCGCCAGAAUGCGCGCAACAGGGCGCGAGGCAAUCAGACGACGUUGGAUCGCAAUGGAUUCUUCGACACUUCGGCGGGGACGGGGAUCUAUGCAGGCAGGAAAAAGAUCACUUAUGGAAGCAAUCGACUGCAAGAGGUUAUCAAUGGUUUUCGAGCUGCGAACAAACGCGGGAAGCGUGGUGCAACUGCCGCUGCAAGUAGGCCUGCUGCGAGCAGCGGUAGCAGCGAUGAUGACGACGACGAGGUGCAGGUGGUGGGUGCACGCAUGCAGACGCCGGUGGUAUCGGAAGAGAUGCUGGGCAAGGAAAUGGCCAAGCGCCGGCCGAUUGUGCGACGCGACGAAGGCGGAGUAGCAGCUAAUGGUGGGGAUGCGCAGACUCGAGCAGCGAGGCGAGCCGAGUUGGAUGCGGCUAUCGAAGCGCUCGAGGGUGCAGUUCCAGAGUCAGCAGCGGUGUCAACAGCGACGACCUCGACAGCGACAGCAUCGAAGCGCAAGAAAAAGCCCACCAAGAAAACCAAGUCACGCGGUACCGGUGGUGGUGACGAAGGACUGCUCUCCUCCUCCGCUUCGUCAUCGGCAUCUUCAUCUGACGCAGAAGACGAGCCACUUGCCGCGGCAGCAGCAGCAGCAUCGGUACCGGUCACCAAGAUCGCGCGUACCAGCACUCGCGGUGGGCGGGGCCGUGGUCGUGGUCGUGGACGCAGAACAGCAGCAGCAGCAACGGCGUCCGCCACUACUCAGACAGGCCGAGGCAGAACCACCACCACCACCACCACCUCCUCCUCCGCUGCUACUACUACUCGCGGCCGUGGCAGUGCAGCAGCAGGCACGGGGAAAGGCAGUCGGGCACGCGCCAACCUGCACGCUGCACGCAACAUGUCGCUGGACGAUGUCGACUCGUUGCCCGCGAGUCGGAGCCCGUCGGUGGACCCGGCUGCGCUGAGGGCGCGCGGCAGCCGGCGUUCGAGCAGCAGUGCGAGUUCGACGCGGUAA